This is a messenger RNA of Protobothrops mucrosquamatus (brown spotted pit viper), 1370 nucleotides long. RefSeq names its product sestrin-3-like. The coding region runs from base 1 to 1266 and encodes 421 amino acids. Gene Ontology annotation, cellular component: nucleus. Gene Ontology annotation, molecular function: oxidoreductase activity, acting on peroxide as acceptor; L-leucine binding. Gene Ontology annotation, biological process: cellular response to leucine starvation; cellular response to L-leucine; regulation of response to reactive oxygen species. The transcript is spliced from 8 exons. NCBI's taxonomy places the organism in Eukaryota, Metazoa, Chordata, Lepidosauria, Squamata, Viperidae. The record is from RefSeq and is a predicted model, not a curated record.
AUGAGCACCAGCGACAAGGAGAGGCCCCCCCAGCUGCUCUUCGUGAAGGCCUUGGCCAGCAGGGGGCGGAUCGAGGCCAUCGCCCAGCAGAUGGGCUACCACCCACACUACCUGGACAGCUUCCUCCGCCUCCAGCAUUACCUGCUGCACAUGGACGGGCCGCUGCCCUUCGACUGCCGCCACUUCAUCGCCAUCAUGGCCGCUGCCCGGCAUCGAUGUCGGUACUUAGUGAAUCUCCAUGUGCUGCAGUUCCUGCGGGUGGGCGGCGACCCCCUGUGGCUGAGAGGGCUGGACUACAUACCCCCCAAACUCCGCCGGCUCAGUGAGAUCAACAAGGUCUUGGCCCACCGGCCCUGGCUGGUUUGCAAGGAGCACAUUGAGAAGCUGCUGAAGAUCAGUGAGCAGAGCUGGUCACUGGCCGAGCUGGUCCACGCAGUUGUGCUUCUCGCCCACUACCACGCCCUGGCCAGCUUCGCUUUCGGCUGUGGCUGUGAGCAGGACCUCGGCCCAGAGGGACGGGGUUCCCUGAAGCUGGGCCUCCCGGGGAGCGUCUGCUUCUGUGACGUGGGCAACGGCUGCAGCCAGGAGCUGCUGCACCUGAACCGCAAACGGUCCUUGGAUUCCUGCGUGGAGCUGGAGUCUCUUCGGGAGCGUGUCCACCGGCUGCAGGUGGGCAGUGAGGCUCGGGAGGAGCUGCGGCUGCCUGCCCAGCGGGAAGAAGGCUUCGAUGGGGAGUUCUUGGGGGCCGCAGACCUUUCCUGCUAUGUCCUGGAUCCCAGCUUUGGCUACCAGGAGUUUGCACAGUGCAGUGAGGACCAGCCCCAGAUCUUCCGUGUGCAGGAUUAUUCCUGGGAAGACCAUGGCUUCUCGCUGGUGAAUCGGUUGUAUUCCGACAUUGGGCAUUUGCUGGAUGAAAAGUUCCGUAAGGUCGACAGUCUUCACAGCUGCUCGAUGGCCAAGCGGCAGGGCUGUGAGCACGCCACCUUCAAGCGGGGCAUCUGGAACUACGUCCACUGCAUGUUUGGCAUCAGAUACGAUGAUUAUGACUAUGCAGAGGUCAACCAUCUCCUGGAACGGAUCCUCAAGCUGUACAUCAAAACUGUGACUUGUUCUCCAGAGAAGAUGGAUCCCCAGAUGUUUGAGCGCUUCUGGAAACAGUUCAAGCACAGUGAAAAGGUCCAUGUGAAUCUGCUGAUCCUGGAGGCCCGGCUGCAGGCAGAGCUGCUCUAUGCCCUCCGUGCCAUCACGCACUACAUGGUCUCUUAGGCCACGGGGGCCACCUGGACUUGGCUGGCUGUGCUCUGGCAGUGGCCCCUCCCCAUGUUUACUUGAUACCCUCUCCUUUCCCUUCAAGAUGUGAAAAGCCGGGC